This is a messenger RNA of Mizuhopecten yessoensis (Yesso scallop), 1005 nucleotides long. RefSeq names its product chitinase-3-like protein 1. The record is from RefSeq and is a predicted model, not a curated record. Gene Ontology annotation, biological process: chitin catabolic process; carbohydrate metabolic process. Gene Ontology annotation, cellular component: extracellular region. The transcript is spliced from 8 exons. Bases 10 to 1005 code for a protein of 331 amino acids. Gene Ontology annotation, molecular function: chitinase activity; chitin binding. NCBI's taxonomy places the organism in Eukaryota, Metazoa, Mollusca, Bivalvia, Pectinida, Pectinidae.
UUAGAAGCGAUGACAUCAAACUCGACAAAUCAAACAGCUUUCAUCAGUACCAUUAUUCCCUUCCUGAAAACAUACAAUUUUGAUGGCUUUGUUCUUGAAUGGGAAGGCAGUUCUUCUGGAUUCAAAGCAAUGAGCACGGAACUUCGCCAAGCGUUUGACCUAGAUGGUACUGGCUUGAUGCUCGUGUGUAAUCUCUUCGGCCCUACCAUUGACGAUUUCAACACAAAGUAUGAUCUAAACACUGUCAAGGAAACAGUGAUGAACUACGACUUUAUCACGCUGCAGACCUACAGUUUGAUUGAGGACUAUUCGUCUGUCCCUCAUCACAGUCGCAGAGUAGCGAGAAGCGAUGCCACUGGAGCGUCCUAUUUCCUAAACCUUGCAAAAUGGAUAGUUGAGGAGGGCUAUGGUGGCGCGGCGAUAUAUACAUUAGGUGACGACGAUUUUAAUCAAGAUUGCACCUCUUCUGAGGUACCCUUUCCACUCAUCAGCACUGCCAAGGGUGUAUUUGAGGAGGCUACCGCUCCAAAAGAGUACAGGCGUGUGUGUUACUUCACCACCUGGGCGGAGCUUCGUACGGGGGCUGGAAUAUUUACAGCCGAUGAUAUAGACCCCUCUCUGUGUACCCACAUUAUUGUCGCAUUCGCUGAGAUUUCAGAUGAGUGCGAACUUGAAGUUUCCGACGUAAACGACACACUGAUAUACGAACGUGUCAUCGCCUUGAAGACAAAUAACACAGACCUUAAGGUGUUGCUGUCUGUUGGUGGUUGGGUGCAGGCCAGUGAAAGUUUUUCCUACAUGGUGUCAAGACCCAAACAACUUGAAUAUAUCCUACUCUUCAUUAUGAACAUUCUCCAGGCGAAUUUAGGAUUUUUGUUACUCAGACGGACAUAUGAAGAAGAGGCGCAAAAUAACAGCAUACCUUGUCUGCUGUUGACAGCUGCAGUGGCUGCGGAACAGGAAUAUAUUGACUACGCAUACGACGUUAAGGCCCUGGCAAAGUAG